This is a messenger RNA of Corythoichthys intestinalis (scribbled pipefish), 15716 nucleotides long. RefSeq names its product zonadhesin, like (gene zanl). The coding region runs from base 122 to 15553 and encodes 5143 amino acids. Gene Ontology annotation, cellular component: membrane. The transcript is spliced from 102 exons. Gene Ontology annotation, molecular function: protein binding; calcium ion binding. The record is from RefSeq and is a predicted model, not a curated record. Lineage: Eukaryota; Metazoa; Chordata; Actinopteri; Syngnathiformes; Syngnathidae.
CAUACAUCCACGGUCAAACGACGGAUGUACGUUGGUUUAAUGUGUACUUCUGUCACUGAGUUUAAAAAGCGAGGCGUGUUUGAACGAUUUGGAAACGUUUGCGUCCAACAAACAACAAAGAAUGACGCUCAUAAUUCACAGUGUACGCCUCGUGUCGGCCAAUGACGCUCCCGUGCUAGCGUCCUGCAACUUCAACAACGAUAGCGCGCCAUUCUGCCGCUUCGUCCAGGAUUCAUCUGACCGUGGGGACUGGACCAGACACAGAGGUCCAACCCCGACGGAAGAAACGGGUCCUCCGGGAGAUUACCCAGACGGAGAGGGAGCUUAUAUUUACCAAGAAUGCGACAAUGUGGCGAACGGGCACCACACUCGUCUGCUGAGUCCCACGCUAUUAACGGAGGCGUCGCAGAUCUGCGUCCAGUUCCGGUAUUACAUGUACGGACUGGACGGUUCCAAUCAUUUGAGGGUGUUGGUAAAGACGACAAAUGACGAGGAAGAGUUGUGGAAAAGAACUGGUAUUCAGAGUCCAUCGUGGUUGGAGGGCGACGUCACUGUGCCUAAUUCGAGCAAUCAGGCAAUCACUAUUGUCUUCGAGGCUCAGCGAGGCAUCAACGAAUUUAGCGACACAGCACUCGACAACAUUGUCAUUAGCGAAGGAGCUUGUCUCAUUUGUGUUUCUGGCUGCGACUUCGACACCAUAGACGAUUACUGUGGGUGGACUCCUAUUGCUACUGACCCGAGUAUAUACGGCUUUGAGCAAUGGGCUGGUGGAACGGAAACACCAGGCACUGGACCUGAAAAUGACUUCUCCAAACCUGGAUUGGGACUCUACAUGCUGAUGGAUUCUAGCUAUGCUAACGAAGGAGUUGAGGGAGAAAUCAGAAGUCCUGUGAUAAGCCAUUCUUCUGGAUGCUUGGAGCUUACCUUCCAUUAUUAUCUGUAUGGAAGCAGCGAGACCGUGCAACUCCGUGUCCACACCUUGACAGGGGAAAUCCUUGGACCCGCUCUCUUCACUGUCACGGGGAACCAGGGUCAAGCUUGGAAGCCUGCAAAAGUCCGUUAUCUUGGAAAUGCUGAAAUACAGUUCGUCAUUGUGGGCAAAUAUGGAGAGACGCCGGAGACCGACAUUGCUGUUGAUGAUGUGUGUGUCAUGGCCUGUCAAGAUCAUCUUACAACUCAACCGCCACCAGUGUCUACGACAAGUGACGGAACAUCUACACCGAAUCCCACAACUCCAAAACCGACUACACCGAAACCAAUUCAGUGCCCUCCAAAUGCAGAAUACAUAGAAUGUGGGCCGGCAUGUAUCCCCUCCUGCAUGAACCCCUCCACGAACUGUAGCGGCCCCUGCAUCACCGGCUGCUUUUGCAAACCAGGGUUUGUCUUCAAGGGAAAAACCUGUGUGCCGAUAGAGAAAUGUGGUUGCCUGGAUCACAACAAUAACUAUUAUGAGCCUGGAGAGAUCAUAUUUGGAGACGGCUGCUCGAAGUUGUGUCGCUGUGCUGGGAACUACACACUGGAAUGUGAGGACAACACCUGUGAUCCAACUGAGGAGUGUCGUGAAGUUAACGGUGUCGCCGGAUGCUACCCUAAAGGUACAUCCUCCUGUAUAGCAUCUGGAGAUCCACACUACACGACUUUUGACAAGCGCAAGUACAACUUCAUGGGCAACUGCACUUACCAAAUGACUGGAGUCUGCAAUGAAUCGGCUUUAACCAACUUUGCGGUUUACGCUGACAAUGAAAACCGCUAUAACAGACCCAGUAUCUCCUAUGUGAGAGCGGUGCAUGUGUAUGUAGAAGCUGGAGGUGUCUCAAUCUUCAAGGGCGGUGCUGUGCAUGUGAAUGAUAUCAAAGUGAAUCUACCGGUAAAUCCGUUUCCAGGCGUCUCUGUGUUCAAAUCAGGGAAGCACUACACUGUGUCCUUGGAUUUUGGAGUGACAGUGCGUUAUGAUGGAAACCACUUUAUGGACAUCAAAGUGAUUAAAGAUUAUAAGGGUAUCUUGUGUGGACUGUGUGGAGAUUACAAUGGUAAUUCCAAAGAUGACUUCCAAAUGCCGGAUGGUUCAUUGACCAAUAGUGCCAAUGAGUUUGGAAACAGCUGGAACGUUGAUCCAGAGUGUAACAAUAAACCCAACACCACUCAUCCUGGAUGUGAUCCAGAGGAGCAGAAACUCUAUGAGAGCUCUGGAUAUUGUGGUAUCCUGUUGGACAAAAACAGUCCUUUUGCUGCGUGUCAUGCCAAGGUCAACCCCAAUGGCUACUUCAAGGACUGUGUCUUUGACCUGUGCGAGCUUGAUGGAGUUCACUCCAUUUUGUGUGAAGCAAUCGAAGCCUACGUCAACGAGUGUCAGGAUCGUGGGGUCAACAUCGGAACUUGGAGGAAUGAAACCUUCUGUCCACUUGACUGCCCUCCCAAUAGCCAUUACGAGCCCUGUGCAGACCCCUGUCAAGAGACAUGUUCAGGGAGACCCUCAUCUUGUAACGGACCGUGUACCGAGUCCUGUGUGUGUGACCCUGGCUUCAUCCUGAGUGCUGGCAAAUGUGUCACCAACUCUUCCUGUGGCUGCAAACACACUAAUGGACAGUAUUAUGAGCCUGGAGAGGAGUUCUAUGUUGACAACUGUAAUCUGAGGUGUAGGUGUGAUGUACCAUUUGUUACGUGCACGGGAUCUCAAUGCCCCCCAAUGCAGGAGUGUCAAGUCCAAGGGGGAGAGUUGGGUUGUUACCCAACAGGAACAACAACUCCAAAACCGACGACACCAAACCCAAUUGAGUGCCCUCCAAAUGCGGAAUACAUCGAAUGCGGCCCAGCUUGCAUCCCCACAUGCAUGGACCCCUCCACCAAUUGUAGUGGCUCCUGCAUCACCGGUUGCUUUUGCAAACCAGGGUUUGUCUUCAAGGGAAGACACUGUGUACCAAUAGAAAAAUGCGGUUGUCUCGAUCACAAUAAUAACUAUUAUGAGCCUGGAGAGAUUAUAUUUGGAGACGGCUGUUCAAAGCUGUGUCGCUGUGCAGGGAACUACACUUUAGAGUGCGUGGAUAACACCUGCGAUCCCACUGAGGAAUGUCGUGAAGUUAACGGUGUUGCUGGAUGCUACCCUAAAGGUACAUCCUCCUGCAUAGCAUCAGGGGAUCCACAUUACACGACAUUUGACAAGCGCAAGUACAACUUCAUGGGCAACUGCACCUACCAAAUGACUGGAGUCUGUAAUAUAUCAGCUUUACCAAAUUUCACGGUUUAUGCUGACAACGAGAACCGCUAUAACAGACCCAGCAUCUCCUAUGUGAAAGCAGUGCAUGUUUAUGUAGAAAGCAAUGGUGUGUCCAUCUUCAAGGGUGGUGCUGUGCAUGUGAAUGGAAUCAAAGUGAAUCUACCAGUGACUCCGUUCGCAGGUGUCUCUGUGUUCAAAUCAGGGAAGCACUACACCGUGUCCUUGGAUUUUGGCGUUACGGUGCGCUAUGACGGAAACCACUUUAUGGACAUCAAAGUGAUUAAAGAUUAUAAGGGUAUACUGUGUGGACUGUGUGGAGAUUACAAUGGAAAUUCCAAAGAUGACUUCCGCAAGCCAGAUGGGUCAUUGACCAACAAUGCAAAUGAGUUUGGAAACAGCUGGAAUGUUGAUCCAGAGUGUAACCAUAAACCCAACACCACUCAUCCCGGAUGUGAUCCAGAGGAGCAGAAGCUCUAUGAGAGCUCUGGAUAUUGUGGCAUCUUGUUGGACAUAAAUGGUCCUUUUGCUGCAUGUCACGCUAAGGUCAAUCCAAAUGAUUACUUCAAGGACUGUGUCUUUGACCUUUGCGAACUUGACGGGGCUCACUCCAUUCUGUGUGAAGCCAUCGAAGCCUACGUCAACCAGUGCCAGGAUCGUGGAGUCAACAUUGGACCCUGGAGGAACGAAACUUUCUGUCCUCUUGACUGCCCUCCCAAUAGCCAUUACGAGCCCUGUGCAGACCCAUGUCAAGAGACAUGUUCGGGUAGACCCUCAUCCUGCAGCGGACCUUGUACCGAGUCCUGUGUAUGUGACUCUGGCUUCCUCCUAAGUGCUGGCAAAUGCGUCACAAACUCUUCAUGUGGCUGCAAACACACGAAUGGACAGUAUUAUCAGCCUGGAGAGGAGUUCUAUGUUGACAACUGUAAUCUGAGGUGUAGGUGUGAUGUACCAUUUGUGACGUGUACCGGAUCUCAGUGCCCACCAAUGCACGUGUGUCAAGUCCAGGGGGGAGUGUUGGGGUGUUAUCCAACAGGAACGACAACACCAAAACCAACAACUCCAAAACCGACGACACCAAAGCCAAUUGAGUGCCCUCCAAAUGCAGAAUACAUCGAAUGCGGCCCAGCUUGUAUUCCCACCUGCAUGGAUCCUUCCACCAAUUGUAGCGGCUCCUGCAUCACUGGUUGCUUUUGCAAACCAGGGUUUGUCUUCAAGGGAAAACACUGUGUACCAAUAGAAAAAUGUGGUUGUCUCGAUCACAAUAAUAACUAUUACGAGCCUGGAGAGAUUAUAUUUGGAGACGGCUGCUCAAAGCUGUGUCGCUGUGCAGGGAACUACUCUUUGGAGUGCGUGGAUAACACCUGUGAUCCUACUGAGGAAUGUCGCGAGGUGAACGGUGUUGCCGGAUGCUACCCUAAAGGUACAUCCUCCUGCAUAGCGUCAGGGGAUCCACACUACACGACGUUUGACAAGCGCAAGUACAACUUCAUGGGCAACUGCACCUACCAAAUGACUGGAGUCUGCAAUAUAUCAGCUUUACCAAAUUUCACGGUUUAUGCUGACAACGAGAACCGCUAUAACAGACCCAGCAUCUCCUAUGUGAGAGCAGUGCAUGUGUAUGUAGAAGCUGGAGGUGUCUCCAUCUUCAAGGGCGGUGCUGUGCAUGUAAAUGGAAUCAAAGUGAAUCUACCAGUGACUCCGUUUGCAGGCGUCUCUGUGUUCAAAUCAGGGAAGCACUACACCGUGUCCUUGGAUUUUGGCGUGACGGUGCGCUAUGACGGAAACCACUUUAUGGACAUCAAAGUGAUUAAAGAUUAUAAGGAUAUACUGUGUGGACUGUGUGGAGAUUACAAUGGAAAUUCCAAAGAUGAUUUUCGCAAGCCAGAUGGGUCAUUGACCAACAGUGCCAAUGAGUUUGGAAACAGCUGGAAUGUUGAUCCAGAGUGUAACAAUAAACCAAACACCACUCAUCCUGGAUGUGAUCCAGAGGAGCAGAAACUCUAUGAGAGCUCUGGAUAUUGUGGCAUCCUGUUGGACAAAAACAGUCCUUUUGCUGCGUGUCAUGCCAAGGUCAACCCCAAUGGUUACUUCAAGGACUGUGUCUUUGACCUGUGCGAGCUUGAUGGCGUUCACUCCAUUUUGUGUGAAGCAAUCGAAGCCUACGUCAACGAGUGCCAGGAUCGUGGGGUCAACAUUGGAACUUGGAGGAAUGAAACCUUCUGUCCACUCGACUGCCCUCCCAAUAGCCAUUACGAGCCCUGUGCAGACCCCUGUCAAGAGACAUGUUCGGGUAGACCAUCAUCCUGCAGCGGACCUUGUACCGAGUCUUGUGUGUGUGACCCUGGCUUCAUCCUGAGUGCUGGCAAAUGCGUCACCAACUCGUCCUGUGGCUGCAAACACACGAAUGGACAGUAUUACGAGCCUGGAGAGGAGUUCUAUGUUGACAACUGUAAUCUGAGGUGUCGGUGUGAUGUACCAUUUGUUACGUGCACUGGAUCUCAAUGCCCCCCAAUGCAGGAGUGUCAAGUCCAGGGGGGAGAGUUAGGCUGUUACCCAACAGGAACGACAACACCGAAACCAACAACUCCAAAACCGACAACACCAAACCCAAUUGAGUGCCCUCCAAAUGCAGAAUACAUAGAAUGCGGCCCAGCUUGUAUCCCCACCUGCAUGGAUCCCUCCACCAAUUGCAGCGGUUCCUGCAUCACCGGUUGCUUUUGCAAACCAGGGUUUGUCUUCAAGGGAAGACACUGUGUACCAAUAGAAAAAUGCGGUUGUCUCGAUCACAAUAAUAACUAUUAUGAGCCUGGAGAGAUUGUAUUUGGAGACGGCUGCUCAAAGCUGUGUCGCUGUGCAGGGAACUACACUUUGGAAUGUGUUGAUAACACCUGCGAUCCCACUGAGGAAUGUCGCGAAGUUAACGGUGUCGCCGGAUGCUACCCUAAAGGUACAUCCUCCUGCAUAGCAUCCGGGGAUCCACACUACACGACGUUUGACAAGCGCAAGUACAACUUCAUGGGCAACUGCACUUACCAAAUGACUGGAACCUGCAAUAUAUCAGCUUUACCGAAUUUUGCUGUCUACGCUGAAAACGAGAACCGCUAUAACAGACCCAGCAUCUCUUAUGUGAAAGCAGUUCAAGUGUAUGUAGAAAAUGGUGGUGUCUUCAUCUUCAAAGGUGGUGCUGUUCAUGUGAAUGGUAUCAAAGUCAAUCUGCCAGUGAACCCAUUUCCAGGUGUCUCUGUGUUCAAAUCAGGGAAGCACUACACUGUUUCCUUGAAUUUUGGCGUGACAGUGCGCUAUGAUGGAAACCACUUUAUGGAUGUCAAAGUCAUUAAAGACUACAAGAACAUACUUUGUGGACUGUGCGGGGAUUACAAUGGAAAUUCCAAAGAUGACUUCCGCAAGCCAGAUGGGUCUCUUACCAACAAUGCCAAUGAAUUUGGAAACAGCUGGAAUAUUGAUCCAGAGUGUAACAAUAAACCCAACACCACUCAUCCUGGAUGCGAGCCAGAGGAGCAGAAGCUCUAUGAGAGCUCUGGAUAUUGUGGCAUCCUCCUGGACAUAAACGGUCCUUUUGCUGCAUGUCACGCCAAGGUCAACCCCAAUAAUUACUUCAAGGACUGUGUCUUUGACCUUUGUGAGCUUGAUGGAGCUCACUCUAUUCUGUGUGAAGCCAUUGAAGCCUAUGUCAACGAGUGCCAGGAUCGUGGAGUCAACAUCGGACCCUGGAGGAACGAAACCUUCUGUCCUCUUGACUGCCCUCCCAAUAGCCAUUACGAGCCCUGUGCAGACCCCUGUCAGGAGACAUGUUCUGGUAGACCCUCAUCUUGCAGCGGACCGUGUACCGAGUCCUGUGUGUGUGACUCUGGGUUCAUCCUGAGUGCUGGGAAAUGUGUCACAAACUCUUCAUGUGGCUGCAAACACACAAAUGGACAGUAUUAUGAGCCUGGAGAGGAGUUCUAUGUUGACAACUGUAACCUGAAGUGUAGAUGUGAUGUACCAUUUGUUACAUGCAUGGCAUCUCAGUGCCCUCCAAUGCAUGUGUGUCAAGUUCAGGGGGGAGAGUUGGGCUGUUAUCCAACCACAGGUACACCAGAACCAACAACUCCAGCAGUACCAACACCUAACACCACAAUUCCAGAAUGGACUACACAUGAAACAACCACUCCAGAAUGGGUGACGGCUAAUUCAACGACACCAAGUCGAUGCCCUCCAAAUGCAGAGUACAUAGAAUGUGGCCCAGCUUGUAUCCCUACCUGCAUGGAUCCCUCCACCAAUUGUAGCGGCUCCUGCAUCACCGGUUGCUUUUGCAAACCAGGGUUUGUCUUCAAGGGAAAACACUGUGUACCGAUAGAGAAAUGUGGUUGCCUGGAUCACAACAAUAACUACUAUGAGCCUGGAGAGAUUGUAUUCGGAGACGGCUGUUCUAAGCUGUGUCGCUGUGCUGGGAACUACACACUGGAAUGUGUGGAUAACACCUGUGAUCCAACUGAGGAAUGUCGUGAGGUGAACGGUGUUGCUGGAUGCUAUCCUAAAGGUACAUCCUCCUGCAUCGCAUCCGGGGAUCCACACUACACGACGUUUGACAAGCGCAAGUACAACUUCAUGGGGAACUGCACUUACCAAAUGACCGGAGUCUGCAAUAUAUCAGCUUUACCUAAUUUCACGGUUUACGCUGAAAACGAGAACCGCUAUAACAGACCCAGCAUCUCUUAUGUGAAAGCGGUGCAUGUGUAUGUAGAAAGCGGUGGUGUCUCCAUCUUCAAGGGUGGUGAUGUGCAUGUGAAUGGAAUUAAAGUGAAUCUACCAGUGAAUCCGUUUCCAGGCGUCUCUGUGUUCAAAUCAGGGAAGCACUACACCGUGUCUCUGGAAUUUGGAGUGACAGUGCGCUAUGACGGAAACCAUUUUAUGGAUGUCAAAGUGAUUAAAGAUUAUAAGGAUAUACUCUGUGGACUGUGUGGAGAUUACAAUGGAAAUUCCAAAGACGACUUCCGCAAGCCAGAUGGGUCUUUGACCAACAAUGCCAAUGAGUUUGGAAACAGCUGGAAUGUUGAUCCAAAGUGUAACAACAAACCCAACACAACUCAUCCGGGAUGUGAACCAGAGGAGCAGAAACUCUAUGAGAGCUCUGGAUAUUGUGGCAUCUUGUUGGACAUAAAUGGUCCUUUUGCUGUAUGUCACGCUAAGGUCAACCCAAAUGAUUACUUCAAGGACUGCGUCUUUGACCUUUGCGAGCUUGACGGGGCUCACUCCAUUCUGUGUGAAGCCAUCGAAGCCUACGUCAACCAGUGCCAGGAUCGUGGAGUCAACAUUGGACGCUGGAGGAACGAAACUUUCUGUCCUCUUGACUGCCCUCCCAAUAGCCAUUACGAGCCCUGUGCAGACCCCUGUCAGGAGACAUGUUCGGGUAGACCCUCAUCUUGCAGCGGACCGUGUACCGAGUCCUGUGUGUGUGACUCUGGCUUCAUUCUGAGUGCUGGGAAAUGUGUCACCAACUCUUCGUGUGGCUGCAAACACACAAAUGGACAGUAUUAUGAGCCAGGAGAAGAGUUCUAUGUUGACAACUGUAAUCUGAAGUGUAGGUGUGAUGUCCCAUUUGUUACUUGUAUGGGAUCUGAGUGCCCACCAAUGCACGAGUGUGAAGUCCAAGGUGGAGAGUUGGGCUGUUAUCCAACAACAGGACCUAGUACACCAGAACCAACAACUCCAGCGGUACCAACACCUAACACCACAAUUCCAGAAUGGACUACACCUGAAACAACCACUCCAGAAUGGGUGACGGCCAAUUCAACGACUCCAAGUCGGUGCCCUCCAAAUGCAGAGUACAUAGAAUGUGGCCCAGCUUGUAUCCCUACCUGCAUGGAUCCCUCCACCAAUUGUAGCGGCUCCUGCAUCACCGGUUGCUUUUGCAAACCAGGGUUUGUCUUCAAGGGAAAGCACUGUGUACCAAUCGAAAAAUGUGGCUGCCUCGAUCACAAUAAUAACUAUUAUGAGCCUGGAGAAAUCAUAUUUGGAGACGGCUGCUCUAAGCUCUGUCGCUGUGCUGGGAACUACACCCUGGAAUGUGUGGAUAAUACCUGUGAUCCAACUGAAGAAUGUCGCGAAGUAAACGGCGUUGCCGGAUGCUAUCCUAAAGGUACAUCCUCCUGCAUAGCAUCCGGGGAUCCACACUACACGACGUUUGACAAGCGCAAGUACAACUUCAUGGGGAACUGCACUUACCAAAUGACUGGAGUCUGCAAUAUAUCAUCUUUACCUAAUUUUACGGUUUACGCUGACAACGAGAACCGCUAUAACAGACCCAGCAUCUCCUAUGUGAAAGCGGUGCAUGUGUAUGUAGAAAGUGGUGGUGUCUCCAUCUUCAAGGGUGGUGCUGUGCAUGUGAACGGAAUCAAAGUGAAUCUACCAGUGAAUCCGUUUGCAGGCGUCUCUGUGUUCAAAUCAGGGAAGCACUACACCGUGUCCUUGGAUUUUGGCGCGACGGUGCGCUAUGACGGAAACCACUUUAUGGAUGUCAAAGUGAUUAAAGACUACAAGAACAUACUUUGUGGACUGUGUGGAGAUUACAAUGGAGAUUCCAAAGAUGACUUCCGUAAACCAGAUGGGUCAUUGACCAAGAAUGCUAACGAAUUUGGAAACAGCUGGAAUGUUGAUCCAGAGUGCAACAAUAAACCCAACACCACUCACCCCGGAUGUGAGCCAGAGGAGCAGAAGUUGUAUGAGAGUUCUGGAUAUUGUGGUAUCCUGAUGGAGAAAAAUGGUCCUUUUGCUGCGUGUCACGCCAAGGUCAACCCCAACGAUUAUUUCAAGGACUGUGUGUUUGACCUUUGUGAGCUUGAUGGAGCUCAUUCCAUUUUGUGUGAAGCCAUCGAAUCAUACGUCAACGAAUGCCAGGACCGUGGCGUCAACAUUGGACCCUGGAGGAACGAAACCUUCUGUCCUUUCGACUGCCCUGCCAACAGCCAUUACGAGCCCUGUGCAGACCCCUGUCAGGAGACAUGUUCGGGUAGACCAUCAUCCUGUAGCGGACCUUGCACCGAGUCCUGUGUGUGUGACCCUGGCUUCAUCCUGAGUGCUGGCAAAUGUGUCACCAACUCUUCGUGUGGCUGCAAACACACCAAUGGCCAGUAUUAUCAGCCUGGAGAGGAGUUCUAUGUUGACAACUGUAAUCAAAAGUGUAGGUGUGAUGCACCAUCAGUUACCUGUAAAGCAUCCCAAUGCCCCCCACUGCACGAGUGUAAAGUCUUGGAGGGAGAACUGGGCUGCUAUCCAUCAGGUUCUCAGGACUGCAUCGUCUCUGGGGAUCCACACUACAACACUUUUGACAAAAGGUUCUACAGUUUCAUGGGCACCUGUACCUACACGCUGGCCAGAACCUGCAGGAACAACACAGGUCCUUGGUUUUCAGUGGAGGCAAAGAAUGAGGAACGAGGUGUACCUGGAGUGUCCUACCUGCGAAAACUCUACAUCACAGUGGACGGAAUAACUUUGACGCUUAUGAAGGGCAAGAGGACCUUGGUGAACGGACUCCGUGUGGCGCUACCUUACUCCCCAUCUCCUGCGGUGAUGGUCAGCCGUGCCGGCCAGUACGUGACAGUGCAGACAUCCUUUGGCCUCAAAGUGCGUUGGGACGGGAACCAUUUUGCCCAGAUCUCUGUACCAAGCUCCUACCACGAUCAGAUGUGCGGUCUGUGCGGCGAUCUGGAUGGGAACCCGGACAACGACUUCACCAAGCCAGAUGGCGUCCUCGUUCCCAAUGUCAAUGACUUUGCCAACAGCUGGCAGACAGAAGAAGACGAGGAUGACUCGUGUUCCGCAGGCACCGGGCCCGAGCCAGACUGCGAUCCCAAACUUGAGGCCGAGGUGGUCAAACCGGACAAAUGCGGAAAACUCAACGAUACCGCUGGACCUUUCCGGGAGUGCGUCAGCGUGGUGAAUCCCGCGCCGUUCUUCCAGAGCUGUGUUUACGACAUGUGCCGCUUCAACGGGCAGCAGCAAGUACUAUGUGACCAACUGCAGGCCUACACGGAGGCCUGCAACAGUGCCGGAGUCAAAGUGCACCAGUGGCGGAGUCCCAACUUCUGUCCCCUGGAGUGCCCUCCCAACAGCUCGUACUCCUUGUGCGUGAGCUCCUGCCCGGAGACGUGCUUGGGCACGGCGGGAGCUCCCGGCUGCGGCGACGUCUGCGUGGAGGGUUGUGCUUGUGACGCCGGCUUCGUACUCAGCGACGACAAGUGCGUGUCGCUCAAAGACUGCGGCUGCAUAGACCCUGAUGGGAUUUACCAUCCUGUGGGCGACGACUGGUACUUGGAAGGCUGUGAGCAGAGGUGCAUGUGCCAAGGAGGGGGCACGAUCCAGUGUUCUAACAGUAGCUGCAAAGCUGGCACAGAGAUUUGUCAGCUGCACGAUGGAGAGUACAAAUGCCGUCCUUUAGGAAACGGAAUAUGUUCUGUAUCCGGCGACCCCCACUACACCACCUUCGACAAGCGCACCCAUCAUUACAUGGGAGCCUGCUCAUAUACCUUAACCAAACCCUGCAACGGUUCCUCAUCCGGCUUGCCUUACUUCAGCGUGGACACCCAGAAUGAGCGCAGGGGCAGCAACAAGAAGGUUUCCUACGUCAGAGCAGUUGUUGUCCAAGUCGAUGGGGUUACGGUCAUCCUUGGCAAGGGGCGAACCGUCCAGGUAAAUGGGACGGCAGUUGUCCCGCCUGUGACAUGGAUGGGCGGUGUCAAGAUCUACCUGAGUGGCAAGUUUGUCGUCCUGGAGACAUCUUUCCACUUGAGGGUUCGAUUUGACGGGAACCAUCACGCCGACAUCACCGUGCCUGCUUCCUACAAUGGGCAGCUUUGCGGAAUGUGCGGAAAUUUCAACGGAAAUCCAUUUGAUGACAACUUGAAACCGGACAAGACGCCUGCAUUUACAACUAAUGAACUUGGAGACAGCUGGCAGGUUCCUGACCCAAGGCCGGAUUGCACCAACGAUGGUGGCCAGGAAGACUGCGACCCUAAGGUACAGGAGGAAGCCCAGAAGCCGACCAGCUGUGGGAUGAUCACCGAUCCCAACGGUAUCUUCAGACCAUGUCACUCAGUCGUCCCACCCGAGCCGUAUUUUGACAACUGCGUGUACGAUAUGUGCGCCACCGAUGGGCAGACCGUGGCCCUGUGCCAGGCGGUGCAGAGCUACGCCGAUCUGUGUGCCGCGGCGGGAGUCGCCAUUGCGUGGAGGAACAACACCUUCUGCCCUCUCAAAUGUCCCGCUGGAAGUCAUUACACCCCGUGCGGUUCCGCCUGCGCCCAACCUAGUUGUCAGGACCCGGCCGGACCGGGAGGUGCCUGCGAACAGCCGUGCGUGGAGGGCUGCGUCUGCAACCCCGGCCUAAUUUGGAGCGGGGACAAAUGCGUGCCGCUCAGCCAGUGCGGCUGCACCGACCGUGAUGGAAUGUACAGGCCGGUGGGCGCCACUUGGUUGACGGAAGCCGACUGCUCGGAGCGUUGCAAGUGCCAUGCGGACCGCAAUGUGACCUGCGAGCCUUGGAGCUGUAGCCCAGCGCAGGAGUGCAAAGUGAUGGACGGAGUCCUGGACUGCCACUCCACAGGUAAAGGUGUAUGCCACGUAGCCGGAGACCCUCACUACUACACCUUUGACAGUGUCAUGCACACCUUCAUGGGCACGUGCACUUACACUCUCGUUGAGGUUUGCAACGCCUCCAUGGUGACGUCGUUCCGAGUGGUGGCCAAAAACGAAGAGCGCGGCCAACCGGAGGCCUCCUACGUCCGCUGGGUUAGGGUUUACCUGCCACACGACACUCAGAUUGAGCUGCAAAAGGGACGCAGAGUUCUGUUGAACGGUCGCCGGGUAAGGACUCCGGUGAGUGUGGAAGGAGCCAAGGUGAUCACCAGCGGCGCGUAUAAUCUCUUGGACACAGACUUUGGUCUGCAAGUUAAAUUUGACGGCGUUCAUCACCUGGAGAUCACCGUACCCGGAGAAUAUUUUGAUAAGCUGUGCGGCAUGUGCGGCAACUACAACCACAACUCCAGUGACGACAACUUGAAACCCGACAAGACGCCCGCCAAGGACGUCAUCCAACUAGGCAACAGCUGGAAGUCGGAGGGCGACAGUGAUCCAGGGUGUCAGCCAGACAACCGGCCCAACGUUCACCCGAACUGCACACCGGAGGAAGAGACGCAGUUCGAAUCCCGUUGCUCUAGCGUGCUCCUUUCCGAUGCUUUCCGAGCCUGCCACUCCUUGGUGCCCCCAGAGGCCUUCACGGGGAACUGCGUGUAUGACAUGUGCGAGUACGACGGCAUGCCGGCUACGCUCUGCGAUAACGUGGAGGCCUACGCUCAGGCCUGCCACGGCGCCGGAGUUACCGUCAGCUGGAGGAACAGCACCUUCUGUCCGUUGCCGUGCCCCCCCAACAGCCACUAUUCGGACUGCACACCAGCUUGCCCCCCGACCUGCUCCGACCUGUUCCCUCUCUCCUGCCAUUUGCCACCCAGCAGCUGCGUGGAGGGAUGCCAGUGCGACGGCGGUUUCGUCCUCAGCGACAGCAAGUGCGUGCCUCUUAGCCAAUGCGGUUGUCUGGACUCAGACGGAGAGUACCACGAUGUCGGAGACUCGUGGCUGACGGCCAAAUGCCUAUCCGAGUGCAGAUGCGACCUUGGCGGUGUGAUCGCGUGCUCCGAUCAAAGCUGCGAUUCCAACUCUGUGUGCGACCUGGACAAAUACGGAGACGUCUACUGCAGGCCUGCCCAGUUCGACAAGUGCACCGUCGCGGGAGAUCCUCACUACCGAACUUUUGACGGAUUCACGCACCACUUUCAGGGGCCUUACUUAUACGUCCUGACCACCUACCAGUAUCAGCAGAGUGCCCGACCCUCCCUAACGGUGAGGGGGAAGAACAUCCGACGAGGCGGGAACAAGCGGGUGUCCUUCCUGGACCAGAUCUACGUCGAUGUCUACGGCGUCAACGUGCGCUUCAUGCAGGGCAACGAAGUCCUGGUUAACGGCGAGAUUGUUUCACCCCCUAUGACUCCGGUGGAAGGUUUACUCAUCAGCAUGAACUCCAGGCAGGUUCAGCUCACCACCGACUUCGGACUCACCGUCCGUUUUGACGGCAGAAGUCGAGCAGAAAUCAUCCUGCCCAGCACGUACAAGAAUUCCGUGAGAGGUCUGUGCGGAAACUACGAUGGCAUCCGCCGCAACGAGUACAUGAAGCCGGACGGGACGGUCGCUGCCAGCCUAAACGACUUUGGCGAAAGCUGGAGGGUCAGGGACCGCAUGGCCGCCAUUCCCGCUGUUUCUGCCGUCCACGUUGACAGUCGAGAAGCGGACAUGGAUCCCGAUUCCGGAUUCGAGACGUCGGACUGCUCCGAGGCCCAGCUGGUUGACUACGCCGGCCCUGAUGUGUGCGGCGCCAUAUCGGACGCCGCGGGGCUUUUUGCUGCCUGCCACGCUGUAAUUCCACCCACCACUUACCAGGACGACUGCGUGUACGACCUGUGCGCCGAACAAGGUAGCGAAGAGCUGCGCUGCGCUAGCUACGACGCCUACGCCGCCGCCUGCCAAGAGGCCGGCGUUACCUUGGGACCGUGGCGACAACAGCUAGGCUGCGUGCUGCAGUGCGAAGGCAACAGCACGUACUCGCCGUGUAUGUCUGCAUGCCCAGCUUCCUGCGCCGACCUGGCGGCGCCUUCGGAGUGCGGCGUAGCUUCCUGCGUGGAAGGCUGCCAGUGCGCCCCCGGAUUCGUCAUGAGCGAGGGCGGCUGCGUACCCUACGCGCAGUGCGGAUGCAGCUUCCUUAAUCGAUACUACCCGCUGAAGGAAACUUUUGUGACCGAAGAUUGCGCCCAGUCCUGCGAGUGCACCGCUACCGGCGCUGUGUGCCAGGCUAAAAGCUGCAAGCCGGGCUUCGUUUGCGCCAUUUACGACUACAGACGAGACUGUCACAGAGCGGGCCCGUGCCUCAGCAGCCCCUGUUUGAACGGAGGAACUUGUCUCGAGAUCGACGACCAAUCCUACUCGUGCCUCUGUGCACCAGGCUACGAGGGCGCUGACUGUCAGAUUGAGAUUACGGGCACGGAAGGACUUGAAACCAAAUGGAUCAUCCUGAUCGCGGUGCUGGUGUCUGCUGCCGUCGUCAUCGUGGUCAUCAUCACCGUUGUGUGCGUUUGCAAAAACGUCGACAAGUCAGACCUUUAUGUAAUUCAGAAGCAGCCGUCAUUUGGCAACGGGAAAAAACAGAAGAAAGACAACCAGUUCAGAAUGAAGUCAAAAAGUGUCCCCUAUGAGAACAUGGAUGAAAUACCGAAGAACAAUGUGACAAAUAUGUGAUAUGAAUCCUCAGCAUCUCUUUAGUGUUUUUAUGAUUCACAGUUUAUUCAUCAAAUGUCAUUUUGCUCAAUGUUGGUCACUCCACUGUUUUCGCUACUUUGUUAACUUAUAAAGUCCAAAAAACUGAAAUGUACAAAUCUCUGCAUUUUAUGUAUUUUUAUGA